CAGGAAAGGUAGGCCUGUGGUGGGGACACCUUUUGGAUCCGAUUGUCUUGCCCGUUGGGACAGGCCCCAUUAUUGCGCUGAUUAAUUACCUGCCGGAGCAGUACUAGAGGAGUAAUUAAUUGUUAGUAAUCGUGCACCCCCGCGGCUUUUGUCGUUGCCUCCCACGACUGGCCACUCGGCCCCGUCCCGUCGUCCUCCAUGUAGCGUCGCCACCUCCGCUUUAUAAAAGGCGCGCGCGCUCGCGCCCCUCCUCUUGCCUCCACACACAUCGUUCCCCUCGCGUUCUUGGCAUUGUCUCGUCCCCUCCCGGCUCUCACCUUCGUCUUCAUCCUUGGAAAGCUUCUUCUUCCAGACAUGGCCGUGCAAGCGCAGUUCGCCUUCGGGUGCUUGCCCUACGGCGCGCUCCUGGCGGCCGUGGGCAACACUGGGUACGGGUGCCAGUACAACGGAGCUGGCGUGGUCAGCGGCGCGCAGAGCGAGCUGACCUGUAAUGGCGGUGGAGUGGUGGCGUCGCGGAAGCGCGGCAGGGAGGUGGAGCCCGAGCAGUACGUGUUGACCUCGUCGGCGGCGCUGCUGCCGAUCCCGGGGAUGCAAAAGGCGGUUGUUGAGCAGCAGGCGCUGGCGCCGGUGGACGCGGCAAGCCGGAUGGUGGAGUCGGCGAUGACGUCGACCAGCGGGCGGACCGCAGCGGCAUCGGCGUCGGUGGCGGACGCGCUGGUGUCGGAGCUGUGCCAGCAGGGGGCCGAGAUCGACGCGCUCGUAUGGGCCGAGUGCGAGCGGCUGCGCGCGAGGCUAGAGCAUGCGCGCAAGCGGCAGUGCCAGGCGCUGGUGCAGGCCGCCGCGGGUGCCGCGGCGCGCAGGCUGCGUGAGAAGGAGACGGAGUUGGACGCCGCGCGCCGGCGCGCCGCGGACCUCGAGGAGCGUCUCCGGCAGGCUGCCGCCGAGAGCGAGGCGUGGUGCGGCCUCGCGCGCAGCAACGAGGCCGUCGCCGCGGGGCUCCGCGCCACGCUCGAGUACCUCCUCCGCGGCGCCGGCAGUUGCCCCGCGCCCGCAGAGGGCUUCGGCGAGUCCGAUCCCACGUCCUCCCCGGCGGCCGCGGACGACGCGCAGUCCUGCUGCUUCGAGGCCAAGGACGCGCCGGGCACCAAGUGGGCCUGCAAGGCGUGCGGCGAAUGUGAGGCGGCGGUGCUGCUGCUGCCGUGCCGGCACCUGUGCCUGUGCAAGGCGUGCGAGCCCAGGCUAGACGCCUGCCCCAUCUGCCUCGCCGCCAAAAACGCGUCCAUCCACAUCGCCGCCAACUGAUCGGACCUCCUCGCCGCCACCGUCCAUGGCGUGUCUCGGCUCCGUCUAUCUCGCUAGCUAAAUCCAGCUGCUCAGUAAAAUUCGUAGGUUCCUAGAUUAGACCAAUUCAUCCCGUUCGUUCUGUUCUUUUUCUUCUGGGUGAUGCCUCUGUAAAAUUAAAGGCCGGGCCGGGUGGAAGAUUUCA
Molecule: messenger RNA, 1486 nt
Organism: Phragmites australis (common reed)
Lineage: Eukaryota; Viridiplantae; Streptophyta; Magnoliopsida; Poales; Poaceae
Product: BOI-related E3 ubiquitin-protein ligase 1-like
Exons: 1
Coding region: 355-1302 (315 amino acids)
Molecular function (GO): ubiquitin-protein transferase activity
Source: RefSeq, a predicted model, not a curated record